CCAAGUGUUGCAUUUUAUAGAACCGCCAGUUGCCCACACCGUCUCGCUACGUAAGGAGCUCCUAGGCCCCGUACUUGCUAGGAUGCGAGCCUGUUGUCUUCAGUUCGCGAGUGUCGAUUUAAUUCAAUAACCGCGACUUAAGUCAGUUCGUGUUAUCUGUGCCAAUGUAAGCGUGAAGGGAAGUGACAGUUCAUCCGCGAAAACCCCGGCGGAGUAACCCCAGAACACCCGCAGUAACAUAAACUCGACGCCGAACUUUCGACGAGGAAUUUCAGGAUUUUCAGAGUGCUUCACGGAUUUAUUCAGGUGCAUUAAAUCAUUUGAAGUGGAUAUUGGUGUGAUGAAGUAGUGCGACCUAAAUAUAUAAGUGUUUAGAAAAGUUACCAGCGCGAUUGCAUCUGUAGUUCGUCUUCCGAAGAUUUGUAUACACCUCAGGAGGAACUUCCACCCUACCGUUGAUGGCCCCUAAUGUAGCUGAUACAAGUAACGGCUAGUUCCUCGCAAAGGGGCUCGAAAGUUAGUGCUCAGAAAGUUCCAACAACUGAAGUCUCAGGAUGAUUUCUUGCCAUCAACGACUAGGCCACUCUAGAGGGUAGUCGAAACAAGAAGCGACCGAGGUGAGAGGGUUGAUAAAGCCCUUAACCUCGAUCUUACUCAACGUUCGUGCUCUCUACUAUGCAAAUAGUACAACAUCGCCUUCGAGCCUUCAUAGCGGUACUUGGCUUGGCCUUUGUAUUGCACCCGGUUCAGUGUCAGAUACAUUACGAUAAUCAUACAGCUGAAUCUCGCAACGGAAGACGUGUUGGGAGGUCAAUCAGAAGUAGACACAACAAUUUGAACAACGACGAGGACUGGUUUGACUCCUUGUACAAGCAGAAUAUACCACUCAUCAGCCCAGGAAAACUGCUUACCCCCCGAGAAAACCAGCAGUUGAUACGACAAGAAACCAGAAACCGCACAACAGUCGACUGCUGUCCGUCAGUGUUAGAAAUGAUAGAACCGGAAGGAGGCAAAAACCAAGAUGACCAAUACGUAGAACUCUAUAGGGAUGGCGACCACAGGCAGAGGUUCUACGAGCUGUCCUGUCACAAGGACAUCAAGAACAAACCCUGCCGAUUCAUGGACAAAAAAAUCCACGAACAUUCGCGGUGUGUACAGAAGUAUAGUUAUACUUACGCCUUGGUGAAAGACACAGGUAGACAUCACCAUCACCAAAAAAUCUCGAAUAAAAAUUUUCCCACCUUUCCCGCCAAAGGGCCAGAAGAAGUGAGGUGGACAUUAGACUAUAUACGAGUGCGAAGUGGGUGUAGUUGCGUGGUGACUUCGAACAAACAAAAGCGUAAACAAAAACACAAACGAAUAAAACAUGACGAAGAAACGUGAAGUUGCGGAACCAAAGCAAGUUUUUAAAACUCCCCGGACUAUUAUUUAAUUUCCUCAAUAAUUCUACCAACGCCAGUGGCUUGUGAUUAAUGCUUCAUGUUCAUAGAUAUAUCUAUAAAUAAAUAUCCUGAAAUUAAAUUAUGUUAUUGUUCAAAUAUUAUUAUUCUUAUUAAUAUUAUCAUGACAAAAUGAAUCAAUUGAUGUGAGCUAAGUAUGUAUGUAUACCCGCACCAUCAAAUAUGUAACAUCUUGGUGUUGUCUCAUCUAGCUAUUCACCUUUGUUAUAAUUCAGAAUUAUCCAGUUCACAUUCCAAAAUAAAUCACAAUACUCAGCAAAACAAUAAAUACACCACUAUAUAUACCCAGAAAUUAUUCUACCGUAAAGGUUAAAUGGAUUCAGAAUGUUUCUGGGUAUAAUUUUUUUUUCGAGUUAAAAUCUACCUCAAGGUAGAGUGGACACCAAGAGAGCUGAAGACUGACUAACACUUCACAUACCUGUUAUUGUAAAUUUUGUUAUUAGAUUGAAUUUUGAUACAGAGUUUACAGUUUCGAUUCGGACAUUUGUUGAUGUAAAAAAAAAUAGAUUCAUUGUAUUUUUAAUAUUCGAAUCAAUUCAUGUCGGUAAAUAAUCAUCACAGUGUAUCGAUGUUGAGGUUUUGAAAAUGAAAACAUGAAUGUAACGUUUUCGAACAUUUUUGUGCAAAAAUAAAUUUAUCAGAAUAUCGA
Messenger RNA from Coccinella septempunctata (seven-spotted ladybird), 2109 nucleotides. RefSeq lists its product as uncharacterized. The transcript is spliced from 5 exons. The record is from RefSeq and is a predicted model, not a curated record. Gene Ontology annotation, molecular function: Toll binding; growth factor activity. Gene Ontology annotation, cellular component: extracellular region. Gene Ontology annotation, biological process: regulation of Toll signaling pathway; central nervous system formation; innate immune response. The coding region runs from base 676 to 1383 and encodes 235 amino acids. NCBI's taxonomy places the organism in Eukaryota, Metazoa, Arthropoda, Insecta, Coleoptera, Coccinellidae.